Molecule: messenger RNA, 3048 nt
Organism: Tigriopus californicus
Lineage: Eukaryota; Metazoa; Arthropoda; Copepoda; Harpacticoida; Harpacticidae
Exons: 1
Coding region: 1201-2574 (457 amino acids)
Source: RefSeq, a predicted model, not a curated record
CAGUUGUCCUUUCGGGCUAAGAAUAUAUUAUGGAUGCCUAACUAGUCAAAGUCUCUUAUUUCCAGAUGUUGAGUUCCACAUUAAUAGUAGCUUCAAAAUCCGUCUUCAAGCGUUUGGGCCCGACCCCUUGGUCCCACUUAGGGUGCAGGCGGCAAGUGUCCACAUGUCGAGUGGCCCAAUCUAUGAAAAGGACACCAACUUCCAAUCUCCGAUUGGGAUUGAUGCCUCAAACCUGGUUCCGAUCCUUCGAGCGACGUAUAGACAAAGUGCCUAGAGAUUUUGAUCUAAUUUACCGAAUAGACAAAAUCAGCAUGGUGGGAACAAUGCAGGCUAUUCAACCCAUGCUCCUGGUGGCUGGUUUUUACACGUUCUUCUCAGCUCCCAAGGAAUGUGAUGAUAUAUCUUUUCUGGCCAUAAACGUGUCACAAACCCAGUUAUUCUUCGUCGGUGCCUAUGUGUUGACCAUUGCCGGGUUCCUUCAAAUAAGUUUGAAUAGACUUGUCCUGAGAAUCUAUUACAACGAAGACGAGGACUUAUUUUACAUGAUACACUACCAUCCGUUCAUUCCCUUUAAAACCCGACGUCAACUGCUUGGACCGGGGUGUCUGAAAGUACUAGCAAACGACUCAAAUUUGCAUUGGCUGAGCGGAAGCCAUCAAAUACUACCCAAUGAAGGAAAGAUUACGCUUAACAGAGAGCUCUUCCGAGCUCCUCAUUUGUAUAGGCUCAUGUUAAAGGAUGAGGUGCCAUAACGGCAUUAUGGCGUUUGAAAAUUCGACCAAUAAAUUUCGAUUGCCAGACAUAUGACUCUGCUUACAAUUUUAUGAACGACCUUGAGACAUGCGUUGCUCGAAGGGGUGGAAAGCUGGAACCACCGUUCUGAUUGACCUACCGAAGGCGCGUACACCUUGAAUUCGUCGUCGUUGUCGUCGUCGAAAACCUGGGCCUGAGAAAAAAUGUAUACCUGGAUUUGUGCUUUCGGGGCCUCCGGUCCGUCUCUUUCUUUCUCAAAUGAAUUGGAUCCUUCGUCCCAAAGGCUAGAUCGGUUAAGAUUGCAUGCGGCACAGAGGACCUUGCCUCUCUCUCAUUCCCUCGCUCUUUUCUGCCACGAGGAUCUCAUUGGAAUGAGCUCCAGGGAUUUCACGAAGAGUUGGUGCAUUAUUGAACAUUGAAAUGUAGAGCAACGUAAAGAAAUAAGCAAUGAACGAAGUUCUCACCUCACCUGUUCCCAGUUUCCGCCCUCCAUCAACCCCUGAUUGUUCAAGUGAUGUAGACACGGGAACCCAAACCGAUUGGGGAGGUUCUCCACCACGUUCCAAAAGAAGCAAUGAUAAAUCAUUGGACGACUGUCUUGGCAUCCUGCAAGGAGAAAUAUGGAAGAUUCUGAGCGAUCUAAGUCUCGAGGAGGUGGAACUAAAGGUGGGGAAAACGUUACUCCAACAGGAUCAGGCCGUGGUCUUGGCCUGGAACCAGAUUCAAACUCUGCAUCCCGAUUGGAACCAGUCGUUUGAACCAAACAGCCAAGGUGAUGGGACGUUACUGUACUUAGCCAUUAAAAUCAAGAAACAUGCCGGAAGUAACGAUGAGAACAACAAUGAACCGGCUUCCAACACGUGUCAUAGUGAGCCGACGAAAAAGAGCAAUAAUGCCAGCCCACCAAGGCAACCCAAAAACGGGCGAUUCCGGAACGCCAUCAAGAAAACUUUCCCUCCCAAAGUGUCCUCAAAGUUCAAGCACGAGAGUUCAAUCGGGGUCAAGCCAAUCGAUCCGCAAACCAUCGUUUCGGAUUGGAAGUCUUUAGUCACGCGUCAAAGGGGAGUGAGCUCGAGUGAAUUGAGCGGGCUUUUCAAAGAAGAUCGGUUCAGGCACCGAUCCAAAAAUGAACCCUCAGUUUUUGACGAGAUAGCUCAAGAUUGGGAGAGGGAAUCGUGCCAAUCUAGUCAGACGGUGAUAGAAGAUCUUUCAGCUUCAUCGGUGAUUGCUGGAACGCGGAAGAACAAGAAGUCUGUGCGAUGGAAAGAACAGCUCGAGGAGACCCUCACUCCCCGACCCCGAUCCCAAUCCCAAUCCAAGUCUUGCCAACCCGGAAACGCUCAAAAUCGGCCAGAUUCACUCAGGCAAUCCCGACGUGACAAGUUUGAAAGUUCGUCUGCCCGGCCAAGUGGGUCAAAAAUUUUGGAUCCUGGGAAACAAGGGAAUCAAGCCUCACAAAGGAGGAACGGUAGCUUAGAGUUUCCCAAGCCUAGGAAGAGAAGGCACGAGGUUUUGCACAAACUUGACGAUACCACACCAAGAAGUCGGUCGGUGGAAGUUGAAGAUCCGGUUGGGGUUCUCACUUCUCGAGUGUGUGACUUAGAGUCCCUGGCCAGAAAGAACAAAGUUCCUGAAAUGCACAAUAUGAUACGACGAAGGAGGUGCAAUCAUGCGAAAACUCCGGAGAAUAUUUGGUUUGGGGGGCCCUCAUUCAAGUCGUUCAAUAGUCGCUGUCUGGUGGGUCGUUAUGAUCGGCAUACGCUGGACGAAGAUGCCAAACAAUAUUUCUAUUUCCGAUCUCUUCCACGGAUUUCAAAUUGAUUUGAACAUUUAAACAAAUACACAUUUGGUGUAUAGAAAUUGGCGACCCCCCUUGCCACUCCCCUUGCAACAUUCAUACAGGAUUGGUUUCCGGUUGUUUAACACGCUUUCAUAAAGCCCUAGCCAACUUACCACGUUGCAACUGCAAGAGAAAAGAUUGUACUGAUUACUCUCUCACUAUUUUGGCAGGGUGCUGCUUUUCUGAAUUUAUUCAACCAUACUCUUUAUACAAGUAAAAUCACUAGAUUGAGGAAUUGAGAACCUUGUAAUUGCCUCUCAAUGAGCCAGGCAUUGAGAUUGUUCGACCCUUGUUGAACAUCCUGUUAUCAAUCCUGUCUCCAAGACCACACACGGGUGCUUAGAACUGAUAUUGCAUAAGAUGAAGAAACGUGUCACUUAAAUGUGAGAAUCAAAAUCGUUCUGUUUCUUAAUAAACACUGUGUCAAGAGCUUGAUCAAAAAGAGAAAGAGGCCU